Colossoma macropomum (tambaqui) is the source of this 2923-nucleotide messenger RNA. It is a transcript of the gene ldlrad4a, whose product is annotated as low density lipoprotein receptor class A domain containing 4a. The record is from RefSeq and is a predicted model, not a curated record. Gene Ontology annotation, cellular component: early endosome membrane; Golgi membrane. NCBI's taxonomy places the organism in Eukaryota, Metazoa, Chordata, Actinopteri, Characiformes, Serrasalmidae. The transcript is spliced from 6 exons. Gene Ontology annotation, biological process: negative regulation of transforming growth factor beta receptor signaling pathway. Gene Ontology annotation, molecular function: R-SMAD binding. The coding region runs from base 481 to 1416 and encodes 311 amino acids.
AAAAAACAACACAGCGGAGUUUUGUGUAUGUGUGUCGAGUUUGGGCAGAGACCGUCUAGACACCCUUCACCCCCCCUCUGGGCAGGGAGCACCGUCUGCAGGCGAGACUUCCCGGUGAAAGAACCUUAUUUCACCUAAAAUGAAGCUCACGUGUUCCUGAGGACGGAAUGGUGUCGUUGGCAGACUGGACGGGACCUCGGAGUCAGACAGAGCCAGCUGAAAACUCUCCGCUGACCCUUCAUGUUGUAGGCCAUGGCACUUUAUCCAUGGAGGACAGAAAGCCCUUGUAAGAGUCCAGUGUAGCGCCCCCUGCCUCUGUAGUUCAGCCUGGUCCAGUUCGGUUCUGCGCGUUGAAGCCGAGAUCGAGAUUUUAAACCAGAGGAACCACAAUGAAGGACGUCCGGCUGCGCCCCGUGACCCCGAGCUCUCUCUGCUGGACUGGUUAAAGCUGCCUUGCAGAAGCGUUCCUGCAGCAGCAGUAUGCAGACAGAUGAUUAUCCAGCCACAAACACUUUCACAGAGUGCAGGUUUCAGUGCAGUAAUGGUAAGUGUCUGCACCUGGUGUCUCUGAUCUGUAACCAGCUGAAUGACUGUGGAGAUCUGAGUGAUGAGCAGAGCUGCUCUACAGUCAGCCUUCAGCCAGCACUGAACCAGCCAGCUUUACACACUGAACUGGAGUUUGUUCAGAUAAUAAUCAUAAUUGUGGUGAUGACCGUGAUGGUAGUAGUGAUCAUCUGUUUGCUGAACCACUACAGGCUCUCCGCCUGGGCCUUCUUCAACCGCCACAGCCACGCCCACCGCCGGGACGCCGCCAUGCAACCGGACGGUUGCGCGUGGCCCACAGACAGUCUGGUGACACAACAAGGAGCCACUGAGGUGAUGUACGGGCCGCGGAGUGGGGAGCGCUUCAACCCGCCCUCCUUUAUGCAAAGGGACAGAUUCUGCCGCUUCCAGCCCACUUACCCGUACCUGCAGCAGGACAUCGACUUACCGCCCACCAUCUGCCUGUCGGACGGCGAGGAGCUGCCCCCCUAUAAGGGCCCCUGCACCCUGCAGCUGAGAGACCCCGAGCAGCAGCUGGAGCUGAGCCGCGCCUCCGUACGGGCGCCGCCCAACCGGACCAUCUUCGAUAGCGAUCUGAUAGACGUUUACGUGCAUGGGGGCGGACCCAGGCCUCCGAGCAGCAACUCUGGCAAGAGUGCUUCGAACUCGCGCAUGGAAGGGCCACCGCCCACCUACAGUGAGGUGAUUGGCCAGUCCUACCCAGGCUCCGCCUCUUUCCUGCACCAGCACAGCAAUAACGCACCGCCGUCCAAUCAGAGGACAGCGAGCCGCUCCACCCAGCCCAGCGCAAGCACAACCACGACCGCGUCCACCAAGGUGGCGAAGGACAGCCGACGAGACAAACCAGUGUGACUUAAAGACAGGCACAGAGGGGGCGAGGGAGGGGGCGGGGCUGUUCGACCCCGCCUCCACGUUGCGAGUGGGCAUGGCUUCCCUCUGAGCGUUCCCUUGCACAAUUUGAAAAUUCAGAAAAAAAUCGAGGAACCAAGCUUAAGAAAAUAUCUCUUUUGUAUACGUUUUAGUUUCUUUUGUUUGUUUUUUGCUAGAACUCGUGGGCCUCGUGCGGAUGUGGAUGUUUGGGCUUCUUGGCUACUUUUCUGUCUGUCUGUCUGUUUUUGUAAUGCUCUUACCUUUAUUUAUAGUAACCGAGCGUCAUCGCGGAUCGAUCGAGUGUGGUUUGCUUGAGCGACUGUGCAGAUUUAUAGGAUUUUUUUGUUUUUGUUUUUUUUUUUCAAAAUUUACGUUUUCUCAAGAUCUGUGCACAAAAAAACCUUUUCAUAACAAAUCGAGAUCCAAAAUUUGAGUGCCAUGAUUCAUGCAAUUACUUAAAUCUGCGUGAGAUGACUCAACAGCAGAGAAAAAAUCUAAGUUGCACUAACUUAUUGUUUGAAUAGCUGAAAAUAGCUAACCUUUGUUUCUGUUCACCAUGACAUUGAAGUCUUUUAGAAUAUCUCAGCAUCCAUUUCUCUGUUGCGAGCUUUUUUUUCCCCUUUUUUUCCUGUUUUUCUUUCAUUCUUAAAAUGGGGGGAGAUGUAGACUCUGAUCCAGCCUAAGAAAACUCCACUACUAAACUACGAGAUGGCACUUAAAAAAAGGGUUAAAGCAAACUGUUCCGGUUCCGUUUUUGUUUUCAGUGCGGACGGAAGUCGUUUCAUGUGCACCUCUUUCAUCCUGUCAAAAAAAUAGCACUUUAAACUUUGCUCAUUUCAGCAUUUUCAUGGGGUCCAAAUGCAAUGGGUCAUGGGAAAUGUAGUCUUAUGCACAUCCACCACAUCCUGUAAUUUCUGAGUGUAAAACUGCAGUUUAGUGGGGUUUUUUGUUGAUAUUUUUAAUUCCCCUUUGUUGUUCUUCAUCUAGGUGACCUCAUACGUGGUCUUCAAUGUCAGUGACAUAGCCAAAGGUUCUGUGUAGGUGUCCGUUUUUAUUUGCAGUUUAGCUCCGAGUGCAUGUCAUGGCGUACGAGUUUUUGGAUGCCCUUUUACACGAGAGGAGCAAAGAGCCUCUUUUAUGCUCUUAGUAAGUCUAUCUUACCGUAACGCACUCGUCCGCACUUGGCACUCAUCGCGAAUGCUUUCAGACACACUGAUUGUUUUUUGAGACGUGCUUUCAGAACUGCCGGUCCGUGGCCAACCUUUAAGAAAGGCCAGUAUAAAACAUGAUUUAUUUGAUGCGAGGGGCCUGAUGUGGAGCUUUGCAUUGUAUAGAAGGCAGAAACAUUUAUUUGCAUGGAUUUAUUUACACACUGCCUGUCAAAACGUUGGGGACUUUAGCUUUUCAGCAAAUUACUUUUCGGUAACACUUUACUGUAGGGUGCUGUUCAUAAGGCUACAUGACACCUACGUAAGGUUGUGCUUCCAAC